Molecule: messenger RNA, 348 nt
Organism: Linum trigynum
Lineage: Eukaryota; Viridiplantae; Streptophyta; Magnoliopsida; Malpighiales; Linaceae
Source: the annotation of a GenBank genome assembly
AUGGUGCAAAAGCUUGCUUGGUCUGACUCACGCCCAACUCUCCAGAAGGUCUUUACCUCCAGAAGGUCUGAGGCUGUUUUAAGAACAAUUCAUACAGGAGCCUUGAUUAAGAAACGGCAAAUUGAGGACUAUUUUAUUCCAAUUGGUUUAGUUGAGAACAGUGGGAGAUGCAAUAAGAAUGAGAGUGAUGAAAAGGUUCUUCCAAAUAGGAAGUUGAUUGAUGGUUCGGGUUCGAAUGUUAGGGGAAAGCUCCUCAUCCCUAAUGUGAUCGGGGUUCAGUGGCUCAUUGUGGAACUAAUUAAACGAUCAGUCAUUGCUGACAUUGCCAAAGGGGGACGGUCUUUGUGA